Messenger RNA from Ictalurus punctatus (channel catfish), 1330 nucleotides. RefSeq names its product retinal cone rhodopsin-sensitive cGMP 3',5'-cyclic phosphodiesterase subunit gamma. Lineage: Eukaryota; Metazoa; Chordata; Actinopteri; Siluriformes; Ictaluridae. Bases 150 to 413 code for a protein of 87 amino acids. Gene Ontology annotation, biological process: positive regulation of G protein-coupled receptor signaling pathway; positive regulation of epidermal growth factor receptor signaling pathway; visual perception. The record is from RefSeq and is a predicted model, not a curated record. Gene Ontology annotation, molecular function: cGMP binding; 3',5'-cyclic-nucleotide phosphodiesterase activity. The transcript has 4 exons. Gene Ontology annotation, cellular component: photoreceptor outer segment membrane.
GGCUCUCGGAUUAUUAUAACCCCCCCACCACACACACACACACACACACACACGCACACACACACAGAGACAAACACACACGCACAUACACUGCUGUCUUCCUAUUACUUCCACACACACACUCACAGUGAGAGGAGCUUUGCAACAGGAUGAACUCAGCACCCCCUGCAGGAAGUGCUUUAUCAGCUCCAGCGGGCGGAGUCGGCCCAACUACGCCGAAAAAGGGCCCACCAAAAUUCAAACAGAGACAAACACGCACAUUUAAGAGCAAGGCGCCUAAACCUGGGCAGAAAGGGUUUGGUGAUGACAUUCCAGGAAUGGAGGGCCUUGGCACAGAUUUCACGGUGGUGUGCCCCUGGGAGGCCUUCGGUGACAUGGAGCUCAGCGACCUUGCCAAAUAUGGCAUUAUUUAAAUCCCGCCUCUCUUAUCGUCUCUCUGCCUUUAUCUCCACCCCUUCCUAACAGACACCACGCCCGCUCCGAUAAAAGACACUGAUAUUGAUGUAUACAUAUGAAUAUAUUAGAAUUUGUAUUAGAUUCCUCUUAUUAUUAUUACUAUUAUUAUUAGAUUUUAUACUCUUGGUUAUGAUAGGUCUAUCAUCCUUCCUCCUCUGCCACGCCCACCUGCCCUCCCAACAUCACCGUAAUAAUGAAUGUUAAUAGCAGUAGUGCUCUCAUCCUGCACGUGGAUGUGUUCUUAUAUAAAUAAUGCAUUCUAAAUAUUCUGUUCGCUACUAAUCUCCAAUUUUCAGCUUCACCGAUGAAAAAUAAAUGUGAAUGUCUGUUUGGAAUUAUCUGGGGUAGAAUUCAGUAAAGUUUAUAUUUUCAAUAAAAUUGUCUGUUUCAUUAUUAUUAUUAUUAUUAUUAUUAUUAUUAUUAUUAUUCACAGUAACUUGGUGCUUAGCUUGUUUGCCUCGCACCUCCAGAGUUGGGGGCUGUGGAGUUUGCAUUUCCUACGGGUACUCGGGUCCCCCCCCCCACUCCAAUGUCAUGCUUUGUAUUCUGAUUGUGCCCUGCGAUGGGUUGGCACCCUGUCCAAGGUGUCCGCCCUUUGUGCCCUGAGUCUCGCUGGGUUCCAGGAUCCCUGUGACCCCGUUUAGUAUAAGGGAUACAUAAAUGGAUGGAUUCUACUUCUUCUUCUUCUUCUUCUUCUUCUUCUUCUUCUUCUUCUUCUUCUUCUUCUUCUUCUUCUUCUUCUUAAUAUUAUCGCUGUUUUGUGGUAGACAAGAAACGACUGUUAAGAAAUAAGAACUACACUACACUAUCACUACACACUACACUAUCACUACACUAUCACUAUACACUACACUAUCACUACACAGCCCGGACA